Molecule: messenger RNA, 2577 nt
Organism: Menidia menidia (Atlantic silverside)
Lineage: Eukaryota; Metazoa; Chordata; Actinopteri; Atheriniformes; Atherinopsidae
Source: the annotation of a GenBank genome assembly
AUGGACGAGUCCGUUUUGCUGGAUUUGCUGGAGUGCCCCGUUUGUCUGGAGCGUCUGGAUGCCUCGGCGAAGGUCCUUCCCUGUCAGCACACCUUCUGCCGCAGAUGUCUCCAAGGCAUCCUUGGCUCGCGCGGGGAGCUGCGCUGCCCGGAGUGCCGCACUCUGGUGGAGUGUGCCGUGGACGAGCUCCCGAGCAACAUCCUCCUCGUGCGCCUUUUGGAUGGCAUCAAGCAGAGGCCCAGGAGGGCAGGCUCCGGGACUGGAGUCUGCACAAAUGGCACUUCCGGAGCCGUGGCCAGAGUACAUGGAAGUGGGGCGAGGGACCAGGUCACCCCGGGAGCACAACCCCAGCGAGCUCAAGCUAAGAGCACCAUUGUCCGGGGUGUACCACAGCUCCCUUGUGCCAAGGCGCUUUACAACUAUGAUGGCAAGGAACCAGGAGACCUCAAAUUCACCAAGGGUGACAUCAUCAUCUUGCGUCGGCAAGUGGAUGAAAACUGGUACCACGGGGAAAUGGGGGGAGUCCACGGGUUUUUCCCCACCAACUUCGUCCAGGUCAUCAAGCCAUUGCCGCAACCUCCGCCUCAAUGCAAAGCCCUCUAUGACUUUGAGCUCAAAGACAAAGAGGCUGACAAAGACUGCCUGCCCUUCUCUAAGGACGACAUCCUGACAGUGAUCCGAAGAGUAGAUGAAAACUGGGCAGAGGGAAUGCUGGGAGACAAAAUUGGAAUAUUUCCUAUCUCGUAUGUGGAGUUUAACUCGGCAGCACGUCAGCUUAUCGAGUUGGACAAGCCUUCGGACUCCAGUGGAGACUCUGGCGAGGGGGCCUCUCCGGGGCUCCAGAGCAACGGUGCCCGGGCUGGGGAGAAGAAGAACAGCAAGAAACGACAUUCCUUCACAUCUCUCACGAUGUCCCACAAACCCAUGUUAGCUCCUCCACCCCAGCGCCACUCCAUGGAGAUUAGCGGGCCAGUCCUCAUUAGCUCCAGCAAUCCCACAGCAGCUGCCCGAAUUGGAGAGAUCAGUGGGGGGCUUUCCUGCAGUGCACCUUCACAGGUACAUAUUUGCACAACUGGACUUAUUGUAACCCCACCCCCCAGUAGUCCUGUUACUACUGCCACAGUCUUCACAUUUCCCUCAGAAACCAGCUACACAUCCAUCACUUUGGAUGCUCUCCCUCCACCCCCGCCUCCUCCGCCACAGUCCUCUGUUAGCGGAGCGGCGUAUUCCCUCGCCGCCGGACAGAGACCCUCCCCCAGCAUAAGCGACCAAAGUAGCAGACAAAGACCCACAGUCUAUGUGGCGAUGUUCCCGUACACUCCUCGCAAAGAGGAUGAGCUGGAGCUCAGGAAGGGCGAGAUGUUCCUGGUGCUGGAGCGCUGUCAGGACGGCUGGUUCAAGGGCACCUCCAUGCACACCGGCAAGAUUGGAGUCUUUCCGGGGAACUACAUGAGCCCAGUCAGCAGGACAGUGUCUGGGAGCUCCCAGCCCAAAGUGCCCAUGAGUCUUUGCACUCAGGCUGGCAGAGGAGUCACCAUUGUGAGCCCUUCCUCUGCUCCCCUGGGGACCAUUGUCCCGGGGCCCGACUUCAACAAACCCCUCACCGUGUGCUCCAGUGCCCUCCCAGCCAGCUCCCAGCCCGUGGCCGUGGUGGCCACCGCUCAGACGGCCACGGGCCAGCAGCCAAAGGUCCCGCUGCACGUCAGCUCCCAGAUGACCGUCAAUCAGGCUCGCAACGCAGUCAGAACAGCAGCGUGUCACAGUCAGGACCGGCCCACGGCGGCGGUGACCCCCAUCCAGUCCGCCACCGCCGUGGCCUAUCUGCCACACCUGGCCGUGUGCCCGCCGCCCUCUGCCAGCCCCGCCCAGGGCUGCGCCCGGGUGGGAGUGGCAAUGAGCUGCGCCGCCGUCUCCCUGACUCCACCCAAUGUGAGCGCCGCCUCUCUGGAGGGUGAAGUCCUCAGACCCGUGCCUGUCCUCGCCGUGCCGGUCGGCAACGCCGCCCUCAGCUCCUCAUCCGGCAACGCAAUGCUGGCCUGCAGACUGGACAAGGAUGGCAAGAGAGAGAAGAAGAGCCUUCUGAAGCUGUUGUCCUCCAAUAAGAAGAGGUCUCGUCCCUCGCCCCCCCCCUCUCCCACCCUGGAGUCGGAACAGUCUGCUGCAGCUGCAGAGGUGCUGCACGGGGCCGUGGGCCCUGACAGCUCCCCCCCCUCUGGCUCAGCCAGCUGCCUCGAGCCCGAACAUGCUGCUGCUGCUUCAUCAUCUUCCUCCUCCUCCUCGGUACCGGAGUCCUCGCAUCGGAAGAACAGCCCCCUUGACGGAUGCGCCCCCAUAGCCCCUCCUCCUCGCCAGCCCUGCUCCUCUCUUGUAUCUCAGCAGCACGACGCCCGUCCCAUCAUAUGCGAGAGGUACAGGGUGGUGGUGUCGUACCCCCCGCAGAGCGAGGCCGAGCUGGAGCUUAAAGAGGGCGACAUCGUGUUCGUCCACAGAAAGCGUGAGGACGGCUGGUUCAAAGGCACGCUGCAGAGGAACGGCAGGACGGGGCUGUUCCCCGGCAGCUUCGUCGACAGCAUUUAA